AUAUAUAUAUACACACAAACAGAGAUGUCAAUAUACUCUCUCAUGGGUCAUUAACUGUUCGAGCAAACCAAGGCCGGCAAUACAUACAAUCUGCUCCAUUUCUCUCUCACCUCUUGCUCUGUUCAGCAAAUCGAUCAGUUUUCAUUUUGCAAUUCAGCAAAAAAAAUGAGCAAAACGAAAGAAGACGACAAGAAGGGGCCGGGAGACAGCCCGCCCGAUAAACCCAUAGCAAUAUCUGUGCUCUUCGGAUGCGCUGAUUCCACGGACGUUAUGCUGAUGGUGCUGGGCACUGUGGGAGCUGUCGGAGAUGGAGCGUCCUUGCCUACCCUGCUCUUGUUCGUUAGCCACCUUUUCAAUAGCUUGGGCCAUAUAAGUCCUGGGCUCAUGCUUAAGGUUGAUCAGAUUGCCCUCGACUUAACAUACCUAGCCGUUGCUGUCUUGUUCGCGGCAUUCAUGGAGGGUUAUUGCUGGAGUAAAACCAGCGAGCGACAGGUUUUGAAGAUGCGAUACAAGUAUUUGGAAGCAGUUCUAAGGCAAGAAGUGGCCUUCUUCGACUCCCAAGAAGCAACUACUGCUGAAGUCGUUGAUAGCAUAUCGAAAGAUACUGCUCUCAUACAAGAAGUUCUCAGUGAGAAGAUGCCGCUAUUUUUGUUUCACACAUCACAGUUCUUCUCUGGACUUACAUACGCGACCUACUUUGCAUGGAGACUGUCUUUAGCAGCAUUCCCUGCUCUCAUUCUCUUAGCACUUCCUGGAAUUGCUUAUGGCAAAUACCUUCUCCAUUUAUCCCACAAAUCCUUCGCAGAAUACAGCAAAGCGAACACCAUAGCCGAGCAGGCUCUUAGCUCCAUUAAAACUGUAUAUGCGUCCACUGCGGAGAGGAAUAUAGUCGAAAGAUAUGCAUCAAUCCUCUAUCACACAACGAAGCUGGGUACGAAGAAAGGAUUGGCAAAGGGCUUCGCGGUUGGGAGCUCGGGGCUUACUUUCGCGAUAUGGGCGUUAGUUGCUUGGUAUGGGAGCCUUUUGAUCAUGCAACACGGAGCGCAAGGAGGCCAAAUUUAUGCGGCCGGCCUUUCUAUCGUUACGGCUGGACAAUCCCUUGGAGUGGCCUUCCCUGAAGUUAAGCACUUGGCAGAAGCCUCAAUUGCAGCCGCACAUAUCUUUGAUCGAAUCAACCGAGUUCCAAAAAUUGACGGUCAAGAUACAAAGGGAAUUAUAUUAGAAAAUAUACGUGGAGAAGUAGAAUUUGAGCAUAUCAAAUUCACAUACCCUUCACGGCCCGAUUCCAUUGUCCUGAACGAUUUCAACCUUAGAAUUGAAGCAGGAAAAACCGUUGCUCUUGUUGGUUCAAGUGGGAGUGGAAAAUCAACCGCGAUCGCCUUGCUCCAGAGGUUUUACGAUGCAAAUAGUGGAAUUGUGCGGAUCGAUGGUGUUGGUAUAAAGGGACUUCAGUUGAAAUGGUUGAGAGGACAGAUGGGGCUUGUUAGUCAAGACCAUGCGCUGUUUGGGACAUCAAUAAAGGAGAAUAUCAAGUUUGGGAAACUCAAUGCUACGAUGGAUGAAGUGAUGACUGCUGCUAUGGCUGCAAAUGCCCAUGAUUUCAUUAGGCAGCUUCCAGAAGGGUAUGACACCAAGGUUGGUGAACGUGGAGCACUCUUAUCGGGCGGGCAGAAGCAGAGAAUUUCUAUUGCAAGAGCCAUUAUCAAGAACCCUGUCAUUCUUCUACUUGACGAAGCAACAAGCGCACUUGACUCGGAAUCGGAGGCAAUUGUGCAAAGUUCCCUGGAGCAAGCCUCUGUGGGAAGAACCACACUGGUUGUUGCCCACAAACUUUCUACAGUGAGAAACGCUGAUGUCAUUGCAGUCAUGAGUGCCGGUCGUGUCAUUGAAAUGGGCUCACACGAUGACCUAAUCGACAAACCAAAUGGGCAUUAUGCAAAUUUGGCGAAUCUACAGAAUCAGCUCAGCAAUGAGGAGCAAGACCAACAUCACAAUGAAUCUCGCUUUUCGUCUGCGGCAAGAAGCAGUGGCAGUAGGAUGAGCAAUGCGAGCCCAUCUGUCUUUGGUACACCGCUCCUUGGUUAUCCGGAACCGGAUGCCAUAUCUUACCCUCCACCUUCCUUUACCAGGCUCCUUGGUUUGAACGCUCCAGAAUGGAAACAAGGGCUAAUUGGAGGCUUCUCUGCUAUGGCCUCUGGUUUUAUUACACCCAUCUAUGCCAUCACCAUCGGUGGCAUGAUUACUGACUUUUUCAUGACUGAUCAUGGUGAAAUGCGCAAUGCGAUCCGUUCAAAAUGUCUAACUUUCGCUUCCCUCUCUGUAAUUGCAAUGAUUAUGAGUCCCUUGCAACACUUCAAUUUUGCCUACAUGGGUGAACACCUGACAAAAAGGGUCAGAAUUAAAAUGCUCGAGAAAGUCUUGACUUUUGAACCAGCAUGGUUCGAUGACGAGAAGAACAACAGUGGGGCCUUAUGUGGUAGAUUGAGCAAUGAAGCUGCCUUAGUGAAAUCCCUGGUUGCGGACAGAGUUUCCCUUUUAGUCCAGACAAUUUCAGCCGUGGUGUUGGCAGUGAUCCUGGGAUUAGUUGUCGCUUGGAAGCUUGCAGUUGUUAUGAUCGCUGUGCAACCCCUCACAAUCCUAUGUUUCUAUGGGCGGAAAGUUAUAUUAUCUUCUGUUAACACAAAAUUUGUAAGGGCUCAGAAUAUAAGUACUCAAAUAGCUAUCGAGGCAGUGUACAACCAUAGGAUUGUGACUUCAUUUGGAAGCGUAAAGAAAGUUCUUGAGAUUUUUGACGACGCCCAAAAUGAGCCGAGGAAGGAGGGGGACAAGAAGGCGUGGCUAGCUGGAAUUGGGAUCGGUUCGGCCCAGUGUAUAACUUACAUGUGUUGGGCAUUGGAUUUUUGGUAUGGUGGGAAGCUAGUGACUGAACAACAGAUAACAGGUGGGCAAGUGUUCAAGACUUUCUUUAUAUUGGUGAGUACUGGAAAAGUUAUAGGUGAAGCUGGGAGCAUGACUUCUGAUCUAGCCAAAGGGGCCACUGCUGUGGCAUCUGUGUUCUCUAUUCUUGAUCGGCGAUCACUAAUUUGCAGUCCGGAGAACGAAACCGAGUUACAGAAAUUGUUCGGUGGCAUAGAGAUGAAAGGAGUUGAUUUCGCAUACCCAGGACGGCCCGACAACCUAAUAUUGUGCCAACUUCGCCUGGAAGUGAAACCUGGGGCAAGCAUUGGACUCGUGGGGAACAGUGGGUGCGGGAAAUCUACAGUCAUAUCACUGAUUCAGAGAUUUUACGAUGCUGAUAAGGGGACAGUGAAGGUCGAUGGGGUCGAUAUAAGGUCUCUCAAUAUUGGUUGGUAUAGAAGGCAAAUGGCGCUUGUUGGCCAAGAACCGGUGCUCUAUUCUGGCAGCAUUCGUGACAAUAUUAUGUUUGGGAAGCUUGAUGCGUCGGAGACUGAGGUUGUGGAAGCUGCCAAGGCUGCCAAUGCUCAUGAUUUCAUCUCAUCACUAAAAGAUGGGUAUCAAACUGAAUGUGGAGAGAGGGGAGUGCAACUAUCAGGAGGACAAAAGCAAAGAAUUGCCAUAGCAAGAGCAAUCAUCCGAAAACCAACUAUUUUGCUACUAGAUGAAGCGACUAGUGCUCUUGAUGUCCAUUCGGAGCAGAUAGUGCAAGAAGCGUUGGACCGGAUCAUGGUCGGAAGGACAACGGUGGUGGUUGCCCACAGGCUCAACACCAUCAAGAAUCUCGACUCCAUCGCUUUUCUUGCCAACGGGAAGGUGCUGGAACGAGGAACCUUUGCUCACCUCAAGAGCAAGCGCGGCGCCUUCUACAACCUUGCCAAGCUCCACGAUACCUAGAGGGCGUUUGGCACAGUACCCCUUUCUUGUUUUUCGUCCAAGGAUGAGUCUUAAUGAUAGUUGCAUUCACCGGUUUUCGCAAUAAUAGCGCAUGGUCAAGAGCAAAUUAACUGCAUAUUAUUUUGGUGAAUUUUAGAUAUUCUGUAUUGUAGAUUGCCGAUCCCGGAUUAUGAAAAACUUAUAACUAGAACUUGUAAAAGUGUUUGGUGAAAGUUUGAAAUAUAAAUCACGAAUAUGUGUGGUAUUUUGAAGUA
Molecule: messenger RNA, 4106 nt
Organism: Rhododendron vialii
Lineage: Eukaryota; Viridiplantae; Streptophyta; Magnoliopsida; Ericales; Ericaceae
Product: putative ABC transporter B family member 8
Exons: 9
Coding region: 166-3852 (1228 amino acids)
Biological process (GO): transmembrane transport
Cellular component (GO): membrane
Molecular function (GO): ABC-type transporter activity; ATP hydrolysis activity; ATP binding
Source: RefSeq, a predicted model, not a curated record